AUGUCAGUGGCUGAUCCCAAGGUGGAUAAGUCCAGCCCUGAAAAGGAUGCAGGGAAGCAACAUUUCAUCUACUUCAAAAAAGAGGUGGUGGAAGAUGUCACGGAUCAGACAGGUGGAGUUGUUGAGAGCAUGGCUGAUCAUGCAGAUGUAGAAAAGACUGCAGAUCAAGGAUCUCUUGCUGGCAUCUCGGAGUAG
Molecule: messenger RNA, 195 nt
Organism: Prunus armeniaca (apricot)
Lineage: Eukaryota; Viridiplantae; Streptophyta; Magnoliopsida; Rosales; Rosaceae
Source: the annotation of a GenBank genome assembly